This is a messenger RNA of Lodderomyces oxycetoniae, 975 nucleotides long. RefSeq names its product recombinase (gene DLH1). The record is from RefSeq and is a predicted model, not a curated record. The transcript has 3 exons. Gene Ontology annotation, cellular component: condensed nuclear chromosome; nucleus. Gene Ontology annotation, biological process: DNA strand invasion; DNA recombinase assembly; chromosome organization involved in meiotic cell cycle. Bases 1 to 975 code for a protein of 324 amino acids. Lineage: Eukaryota; Fungi; Ascomycota; Pichiomycetes; Serinales; Debaryomycetaceae. Gene Ontology annotation, molecular function: single-stranded DNA binding; ATP hydrolysis activity; ATP-dependent DNA damage sensor activity.
AUGACCACUAUAGAGCAGAUCCAAUCGAUUGAUUUGUUGCAAGAUCAGGGUAUUAAUGCUAGUGACAUCACGAAACUACGUGGUGCCGGUAUUUGCUCGAUUGCUUCAGUUUUGUCAACUACAAGAAGAAACCUUGUCAAAAUCAAAGGUUUAAGCGAAGUCAAGGUGGAAAAGAUCAAAGAAGCUGCUGGCAAGAUUAAGACUACUGGAUUCAUUUCGGCAAGUAUUGUUGCAGAGCAACGACAGAAUGUUUUCACAGUUACCACGGGUUCAAAGCAGCUUGAUAGUAUAUUAGGAGGUGGUAUUCCUUCUAUGAGCAUAACUGAGGUAUUUGGUGAGUUCAGAUGUGGCAAGACCCAGUUGUGUCAUACUUUGUGCGUUACUGCACAGUUGCCCAAGGAUCUUGGCGGAGGAGAAGGUCGAGUGGCGUAUAUCGAUACCGAGGGCACUUUCAGACCAGAAAGAAUCAAGUCCAUUGCCGAGAGAUUUGAAGUUGAUCCCGAUAGUUGCCUUGAAAAUAUUUCUUAUGCUAGAGCAUUGAAUAGUGAACACCAAAUCGAACUUGUCGAACAGCUAGGCAACGAGUUGGCAGAAGGUACAUACAGCCUAUUGAUUGUCGAUUCCAUCUUGGCAUGCUUUAGAGUAGAUUAUGCUGGAAGAGGAGAAUUAAACGAAAGGCAACAAAAAUUGAAUCAGCAUUUGAGUUACUUGACAAGAGUCGCUGAGGACUAUAAUGUUGCUGUGUUUUUAACUAAUCAGGUCCAGAGCGACCCCGGUGCCAGUAGUUUAUUUGCUGCAGCCGAUGGAAGAAAACCUGUUGGUGGCCAUGUUUUAGCUCACGCGUCUGCUACUAGAAUUUUGUUGAGAAAGGGCCGUGGAGAAGAAAGAGUAGCGAAAUUACAAGAUAGUCCAAAUAUGCCAGAGAGGGAGUGCAUUUAUGUCAUCAGCGAGGGAGGCAUUAAAGAUAGUGAAUAG